GUCUGUGCCGCUCCUUCAGAGCCCCUCAGGUCAAUAUACUGCUGACGGUAAUGCCCACGGGCAUUGUAAUGGCACUUUGAAAUCUACGGCCUAUGCUGACAACCGCAAUUGAUCCAUUUUUCCUCCCUGCAGAUUUUUACUUCUGCAUGGGUUUGCUCUGCAAGUAAAACGAGCCCUUGAUGACUCUUAGAGCCAGUAAAUGGCCCCACCCCCCUUUUUAUUUAUUUAUUCUGCAGCCCUUUCCUCCCAUGGCUCUAACCUGGGAGAUGAUGCUCCAACUGUGGACGUCAAUCUCACAGACUGAGGUCUUUCAAAUUUGGCCGAACACCACUUACUAGAUACAAAUGAACUGAUUCAUGUCUUGAAAACUUUGCUUUAGAUUCUGGUGUCACAUGGGAUGUACAAGGGCCUUAAAUGUGGACAUUUAAAUUGAUUUUUGUCUAGACAUUAAAAAUCCACACGGCAUCUUUCAAAUAAAGUGUUUCUGAUUUUUUGGAAAUUUGCUUUAACUGUGAUCCCUAGAAUCACUGAGGCAUCACGAAUGGUCACCUCUGUCUCUAAUCAUAAUGUGAGGGUCUUUAAUUUGAAUUUGGAAGAACAGAGUGGCGUUCUGAUUGCUCAUUUCUGAUGUUCGUGUGUGUGUGUGUGUGUGUGUGUGUGUGUGUGUGUGUGUGUGUGUGUGUGUGUGUGUGUGUGUGUGUGUGUGUGUGUGUGUGUGUGUGUGUGUGUGUGUGUGUGUUAAUAGGGGACAAAUAAGGAUAGACAGAGAAAUAAACCAUUUAUCAGUACACACAGAUCACACACUCACAAACAAACACAUACCGGCUACAUCGUAUUUAUAUAUUUAAACACACAAUCAUAGUUUAAGUAUGUAAGGUUUGUGUUUGACAUUACAGUUGUCGUGUAGUGUCCAAAUACUUGGACAAAUUGUAUUUUGAUGCUUCGGAAUCAUUGUUUUUGAAACUUUCAUGCAAAUACAUCAUUUUGAAUGAUUUAGGGUUGAAUUGUAUUUAAUCUUAAUCAUUUAAAUUAAAUCUAAUUAAAUUGAGAAAGCAUAGAAUCCAUUCUGUGCUGCACCUCAGGUUCAUCAAUGUGGGUCAUAGAGAUGCAAUAUGACAGUCACACACACACACACACUCACACACUCACGCAGACACACAGACAGACACACAGACAGACACACACACACACACACACACACACACACACACACACACACACACACACACACACACACACUCACUCACACUCAUGCAGACACACACACACACACACACUCACACUCAUGCAGACACACACACACACAUACACUCACGCACACACACACACACUCACGCACACACACACACACACACACACACACACACACACACACACACACACACACACUCACACUCACACUCAUGCAGACACACACACACACACACACACAUACACACACACACACACACACACACACACACACACACACUCACACUCAUGCAGACACACACACACACACACAUACACUCACGCACACACACACACACACACACACACACACACACACACACACACACACACACACUCACACUCAUGCAGACACACACACACACACUCACACUCAUGCAGACACACACACACAUACACUCACGCACACACACACACACUCACGCAGACACACACACACACACACACACACACUCACACUCAUGCAGACACACACACACACACACAUACACUCACGCACACACACACACACACACACUCACGCAGACACACACACACACACACACACACACACACACACACACACACACACACACACACACACACACACACACACUCACACUCAUGCAGACACACACACACACACACAUACACUCACGCAGACACACACACACACACACACACACACUCAUGCAGACACACACACACACACACACACAUACACUCACGCACACACACACACACACACACACACACACACACACACACACACACACACACACACAUUAAGAAGCAACAUGUUCCCUAAAAGAAGCAGAAGAAACAGCAGAGCAGUAACUGGUGUUAAAAACUCUCACCUUAAAUCUGUGUGUUGCUGCUGCUGCACAGUGACUGCUGCCUCCUCCGAUUCUCCGUCUCUACGAGGGUUUGCUCCUGCAACAGACUUCCAUUCCUCGCUUGCUUUCUGGUCCCAGCCUUGCCUCUUUCUCUU
Messenger RNA from Labrus mixtus (cuckoo wrasse), 2200 nucleotides. Its product is annotated as histidine-rich glycoprotein-like. The transcript has 2 exons. The record is from RefSeq and is a predicted model, not a curated record. Bases 1091 to 2017 code for a protein of 308 amino acids. NCBI's taxonomy places the organism in Eukaryota, Metazoa, Chordata, Actinopteri, Labriformes, Labridae.